Eurytemora carolleeae is the source of this 570-nucleotide messenger RNA. RefSeq lists its product as uncharacterized. The record is from RefSeq and is a predicted model, not a curated record. Lineage: Eukaryota; Metazoa; Arthropoda; Copepoda; Calanoida; Temoridae. Bases 109 to 570 code for a protein of 153 amino acids. The transcript has 4 exons.
GCUCUAUCAGGUUAGGCACAGUAUGGGUUCCAGCUUAUUGCAGUAAAUCCCUACCGUUCAAAUCUCUGAGAGGGUUUCGGAGAAAAUAAUUAGACGCGGCAAAACAACAUGUCUGUUCUUUGUGAAGCAACAACCACAAGUGAAAAAACUGGCGAAAAGAAAGGUUUUUCAUUUUCAAUUUCGAAUAUUCUGGAAAGUAAGGUUGAGGAGGAAAGCGAAGAUGGCCUGCAUAGUGAGGAUGAUGAUGAGGAUGACGAGGAGGAGGAGGAGGAGAUUAAGGAUGAACCUGCAGGGUUUCAAGCUCUCUCAGGAGCAGGAGCACAAUAUCUUUCAUCCCUUAGUGAUUUACAUUUUGGAAACAGACAUCCCCUUGGAGCACAAGAAGAAGGGUCCCCUGGUGUUAUAAAAGUUCCCCCACAUCACCCGGGACAGCCCCUUUCCUUAGACUAUCCCGCCCCCUGGUUGUACCGCCCCUUUACUGUUCUACCAGGCUAUCUCCCCCUCCCCUCUCCUCUACUUAUCAAUAGAUUUCCAGGUAUCACUGGACCAUGUGAGUUGAAAAUAUUAUAA